AUGGGCUGCCUCACACCACACCUUUUGGAAAGAAUUUUACUUCUACUUGGACCCUGUGGGCCAAAGUUUUUACACUCAAAAUAUUGUUGGGCCAUCAUGAGGCACAUGAAAUUGCUUCAUACCAAAAAUAAGGUCAAGCUGGACAAAGUCUUCCCAAACUGGUUCCUUCAUUCUGUCUCAAAUCUUUCUGAAAGAAACUCAGAUUGUUCUAACUCUAGCUUAGAACACAAAAAUGCAGCUGGCUUUUCUUUUUUUAAUUCCCUUGAGCUGGAUUUUCAGAUGGGGUCUUGGUUAUUUUGUUUUUGUUUUUAA
Messenger RNA from Podarcis lilfordi (Lilford's wall lizard), 312 nucleotides. The record is from the annotation of a GenBank genome assembly. Lineage: Eukaryota; Metazoa; Chordata; Lepidosauria; Squamata; Lacertidae.